GGGUGGGUCCCGCGUCCGGGGCAGGGCGGGAGAGGUACAGCCGCACAGCCGCGGGCUCGCCGGGGGCCGGAGCCGAGCGCGCUCCACCCCAGCACAGCUGCACCUGUUGCGGCGCUGCUGGGACCGGAGGGUCCUCCCCGCUCCUUCCUUUUCCGGCGUUUCUCCUGGGCAGGGGUUCGUGGGGCGCCCUCGGGCCGUGGUGACUGCGGGAGCCGCCACCGAGCUCGGCUGCCCCGUGCCUGGGGCGGUGGUGCAGCGCGGCGUGGAGUUGUCACAGGUGGGACGAGUGUGCAGGAAGAGGAGCGGCGCUCGCCACUGCCAGGCGUCCCCCAGAAGCGUAAUGUCUCAGGAGUGCAGUUACGGGAGGUGGACAAUAUCCAGCAGCGAUGAGAGUGAGGACGAAAAGCCGAAACUGGACAAGCCAUCCCCGUCUGCUGUCCCUGCUGCUGCACCAAGCGCCGUCAGUGAGCCAAAGUACACCUGUUCUGAGGCUCGCAGAGCCGCGCACAAGAGACAGGCAUCCCCCGUGAGAUACAGCGACCCUGAUUCGGGUCAUCCUCCCAAGGUGCAGAGAAGCGCUUCCCAGGAGGACCUGGGCUGGUGUCUCUCCAGCAGCGAUGACGAGGUCCCACCAGAAUCCCAGCCGAAGCAGGCGAGGAAAGACAUGGGCUGUGAGGAAAGGACCGGCCUCUCUCCCCAGGACAGCACUGCCCAGACAGCUGCAAGUCACAGGCUCAAGGAGGAGGCUCAAGACAGGGAUGAGACGUCCGGGGAAGGCCAGGACAUUUGGGACAUGUUGGAUAAAGGGAACCCCUUCCAAUUCUACCUCACUAGAGUCUCGGGAAUCAAGCCCAAGUACAACUCUGGAGCCCUCCACAUCAAGGAUAUUUUAUCUCCUCUGUUUGGGACACUUGUCUCUUCAGCUCAGUUUAACUACUGCUUCGACGUGGACUGGCUCAUCAGACAGUACCCUCCAGAGUUCAGGAGGAAACCAAUCCUGCUGGUGCAUGGCGAUAAGCGAGAAGCCAAGGCUCAGUUACAUGCACAGGCCAAGCCAUAUGAAAAUGUUACCCUCUGUCAGGCAAAGUUGGAUAUUGCAUUUGGAACACAUCACACGAAAAUGAUGCUGCUGCGCUACGAGGAGGGCCUCCGGGUUGUCAUCCACACAGCCAACCUCAUCCACGAGGACUGGCACCAGAAAACUCAGGGGAUGUGGUUGAGCCCCUUGUACCCACGGCUUGUCCCUGGAACCCACGGCCUGGGAGAAUCACCGACACAUUUCAAAGCGGACCUCAUCAGCUACUUGAAGGCUUACAACGCUCCUCCCCUGCAGGAGUGGAUAGACAGCAUCCGUGAGCACGACCUGUCUGAAACCAACGUUUACCUUAUUGGUUCAACCCCAGGACGCUUUCAAGGAAGUCAGAAAGAUAACUGGGGACAUUUCAGGCUUAGGAAGCUCCUGAAAGAACACACCUCAUCCAUCCCCCAGGCUGAGUCCUGGCCUGUGGUGGGCCAGUUUUCCAGCAUCGGCUCCCUGGGGGCCGACGAGUCCAAGUGGCUCUGUUCCGAGUUUAAGGAGAGCUUGCUGGGCCUGGGCUCGCCCGGACAACCCGCAGGAACCAGUGCCGCUCCUCUGCACCUGAUUUAUCCAUCUGUGGAAAACGUGCGGACCAGCUUAGAAGGAUACCCUGCUGGGGGCUCUCUUCCCUAUAGCAUCCAGACAGCAGAGAAACAGAACUGGCUGCAUUCCUAUUUUCACAAAUGGUCCGCCGAGACGUCUGGCCGCAGCAACGCCAUGCCGCAUAUUAAGACCUACAUGAGGCCCUCUCCAGACUUCUGCAGAAUCGCGUGGUUCCUUGUCACAAGCGCCAACCUAUCCAAGGCCGCCUGGGGCGCUCUGGAGAAGAACGGCACGCAGCUGAUGAUCCGCUCCUACGAGCUCGGCGUUCUCUUCCUCCCCACCGCCUUUGGCCUGGACAGCUUCAACGUGAAACGGAAAUUCUUCUCCAGCCACCAGGAGCUGACAGCCCCCUUUCCUGUUCCGUAUGAUCUGCCCCCGGAACUGUAUGGAAGUAAAGAUCGGCCGUGGAUUUGGAACAUCCCUUACGUCAAAGCUCCAGAUACCCAUGGGAACAUGUGGGUGCCCUCCUGAGCGACCCCGAGCACUGCAAAACUCCAUUACCAAGCAUUUGCCUAUGCUCUGGCUGCUCCACCAUGCAAAACUUUUUACAAAGGUCACUCUUGUGCACAUGGAUGUAUAUUUAAUAGUCUUUAUCAACAGGCUAAGAAGGAAAAAUUUGUUUCUUUGUAAAUUCACUUUUAUAUGCUUUGAAAAGAAGCCCAAUAAAAUUCACAGUGUUA
Ochotona curzoniae (black-lipped pika) is the source of this 2361-nucleotide messenger RNA. RefSeq names its product tyrosyl-DNA phosphodiesterase 1 (gene TDP1). Lineage: Eukaryota; Metazoa; Chordata; Mammalia; Lagomorpha; Ochotonidae. Gene Ontology annotation, biological process: single strand break repair; double-strand break repair. The transcript has 16 exons. The record is from RefSeq and is a predicted model, not a curated record. The coding region runs from base 341 to 2152 and encodes 603 amino acids. Gene Ontology annotation, cellular component: nucleus. Gene Ontology annotation, molecular function: double-stranded DNA binding; 3'-tyrosyl-DNA phosphodiesterase activity; single-stranded DNA binding.